This is a messenger RNA of Rattus norvegicus (Norway rat), 2820 nucleotides long. RefSeq names its product NLR family, pyrin domain containing 4A like 1 (gene Nlrp4al1). NCBI's taxonomy places the organism in Eukaryota, Metazoa, Chordata, Mammalia, Rodentia, Muridae. The record is from RefSeq and is a predicted model, not a curated record. Gene Ontology annotation, molecular function: nucleotide binding; ATP binding. Gene Ontology annotation, cellular component: canonical inflammasome complex.
AUGGCAUCUUUCUUUUCUGAUUUUGGCAUUAUGUGGUACUUGAAAGAGCUAAACAAGAGGGAAUUUGUGAAGUUUAAGGAGUUCCUCAAACAGGAGAUUUUGCAAUUUGGGCUGACAAUUUCUUGUACAGAAGUGAAGAGGGCAACUCGGGAAGGCCUUGCCAACUUACUGUUAAAACAUUAUGAAGAGAAACAAGCCUGGAAUAUAACCUUCAACAUUUUUCAGAAGCUCAAUAGAACGGAUCUCAUAGAGAGGGCAAAACGAGAAAUUGCUGGACACCCAAAGUUAUAUCAAGCUCAUUUGAAGACAAAGCUGACCCAUGACAGUUCCAGAGUAUUCACCACUAUUAUUCAGGAUUUACUUAAGGAGAAUUUCACCCAGAAUGACCGUGCUUAUUUUGAGAACCUUCUCCCAUCAAAUAGAACUGUGAUGAGGCCUCAAGUCGUGGUCAUAAAAGGUAUGGCUGGAAUUGGCAAGACACUAAUUUUGAAAAAGUUAAUGUUUGCCUGGUCGAAAGGCCUGUUGUUUCAAAACAAUUUCUCCUACAUCUUCUACUUCUGCUGUCAAGAUGUGAAGCAGUUGAAAACAGCUAGUCUGGCUGAAUUGAUCUCCAGAGAGUGGCCUGGUUCCUCAGCUCCCAUAGAGGAGAUUCUAUCCGAACCUGAGAAACUCUUAUUUCUCAUUGACAGUUUAGAAGGUAUGGAAUGGGAUCUGUCCGAAUGUGAAUCAAAGCUGUGUGCUAAUUGCAUAGAGAUGCAGCCCGUGAAUGUAGUGCUGAGCAGUUUGCUCAUGAGAAAGAUACUUCCUGAAUCAUCUCUCAUUAUCUCAACUACUCCAGAGACAUUUGAGAAAAUGGAGAACAGGAUUAAGUAUACAAGUGUAAGAACAGUAACAGGAUUGAAUGAGAGCGAUAUUAUAUCAUGUUUCUACAACUUGUUCCAAGAUAUGAACAGAGCCCUGGAAGUCUUCAGUUUGGUGAGAAAAAAUGAGCAGCUGUUCAAUAUAUGUCAGGCCCCAAUAGUCUGCUGCAUGAUAGCUAAAUGUCUUAAAAAUGAGAUAGAGAAGGGAAAAGACCCAAUAUCUCUCUGCCGACAUAUCACCUCCCUAUAUACUACAUAUAUCUUCAAUCUGUUCAUUCCCCAAAAUGCCCAAUAUCCAAGUAAGAAAAGCCAAGACCAGAUGCAGGGGUUGUGUUUUCUUGCUGCAGAGGGCAUGUGGACUAACACAUUUGUAUUUAGUGAGGAGUCUCUCAGACGGAAUGGGGUCAUGGACUCUGACAUCCCCACACUGCUGGACAUUGGAAUGCUUGUAAAGAUCAGGGAAUCUGAAAGUUCUUACAUAUUCCUCCACCCAUCUGUCCAAGAAGUCUGUGCUGCAAUCUUUUAUUUUCUAAAGAGCCAUGAAGACCACCCUAGUCAAUAUGUGAAAUGUAUAGAUAUACUCAUCUUUAUGUUUCUAAAGAAAAUCAAAACAGAGUGGAUCUUUUUAGGCUGUUUCAUCUUCGGCCUUUUACAUGAAUUGGAACAGAAAAAACUAGAUGCAUUCUUUGGCCACCAGUUGUCCCAGGAAAUAAAACAUCAGUUCUAUCAGUGCUUGGAAACCAUAAGAGGCAAUGAAGAGCUUCAAGAACAGAUAGAUGGCAUGAAGUUGUUUUACUGUCUGUUUGAGAUGGAGGAUGAAGCCUUCUUAAUACAAGCAAUGAACUGUAUUGAACAGAUUAACUUUGUGGCUAAAGAUUAUUCUGAUAUUAUUGUUGCUGCCUACUGCUUAAAACACUGUUCUACCCUGAAGAAAGUAUCCUUUUCAACCCAAAAUAUUCUGAAUGAAGAACAGGAAUACAGCUCUAUGGAAAAGCUUCUCACCUACUGGAAUCAAAUGUGUUCCAUAUUCAUAAGCAAUAAGGACAUCCAGGAACUCCAAAUUAAACAAACUUGUCUCAGUGAUCCAGCCUUUUCUGUCUUUUAUAAUCAUUGGAAGCACCGCACCUGCACCAUUAAAAUACUUAAGGCAAAUAUGGUGUCCUUUUUAUGUGAAAAGCACCUAUUCUUUGAGUUUAUUCAGAACCACAAUUUGCAAUAUUUGGACUUCAGCUUCACUUGCCUCUCCCACAUUAAUGUGGAAUUGUUGUGUGAUGUCUUGAACCAGGCAGAAUGCAAUGUAGAAAAACUGGUGGUAGAACACUGUAACCUUUCACCUGAUGACUGCCAGAACUUUGCCUUCGUCCUGAUGAACAGCAAGACCUUGAAAAUUCUUAACUUGGCAUGCAACAACUUGGACAAAGGGAUAUACUCACUCUGUAAGGCUUUGUGCCAUCCGAACUGUAUUCUGGAGAACUUAGUGUUGGACAACUGUUCCCUCAGUGAGCAAUGUUGGGACUACCUUUCUGAUGCUCUUCGGCAGAACAAAAUUCUGUGCCAUCUAGAUAUCAGCAAUAAUGAACUGAAGGAUAAAGGACUGAAGAUUCUCUGUAAGGCUCUGACUCUCCCAAACUGUGUUCUGAAGUCACUAUGUAUGACCCAUUGUCUCAUCACCUCUAGUGGCUGCCAGGACCUGGCUGAAGUCUUAAGGAAUAACCAGAACCUGAAGGGCCUACAAAUUUCAAAUAAUAAGCUAGAAGAUGCUGGUGUGAAGCUGCUGUGUGAUGCUAUAAAACAUCCCAACUGCCAAUUAAUGGACCUUGGGUUGGAAGCCUGUGAGAUAACUGGUGCCAGUAGUGAGGACCUUUCUUCUGCUUUUCUCCAGUCUAAUACCCUGGGUAGGGUCAACCUGUGUGGGAAUGCCUUUGAAAUUAGUGGAUUGGCUCUCUUUCCACGGUUCUGA